AUGGCGCAAGCCACGAAGAAAGACGUUGACAUGGACCUAGCCAACACGCAAACACCACCACAGCGCUCGGCCAGCAGCAUGACUUCGGAGCGCGGCAAGAGCCCUUCAAACCGCAAGUCUAGCCCGGCUCGCCUGAUGGGGCAACACUUCGCUCACUACCCGCCACAAGUCACGAGACACGACACGAGAAACAGCCGCAGAGCCGCCGAAGCUGCCGGGGUGGCCGCGCCAACACACGAAGAAGGACCACGGGAAUCGCGCUGGGAUCCAUCGCACCGACCCUCAAACAAGAAGUCGACGUCACCAGGCCGCACGAAGCAAGCAGCGGUGGAAGGCAUGGACGCUGCUAGGCACCAAGCACGAGCCACCACCGUCGACUCCAAGUGCUCUACGUCGCGCAAUGCCAAGGUCCGUGCAAGCGCCACAACCGCGCAACCAACGCGGAAGGCGGGCGACCGUGGACAAUCGCCGCACAAGACCAUGCGGACGGAGGAAACGCGCGGCGUCGCAACAAAAUUGCCGUGGCAACACCCCAUCGACCGGGAUGACCCGUCCGACGCAGCCAACGCAGCUUACGAUGCGUGCUUCAAUGCUACAGACGUCGACGAGGACGUGUCUGCGACGUUCCACGAAGCUAUGCAGUCGGCUGACGCCACCGGCUACUUGCUUGAAGCGUGCAAGAAGGAGAUAGGCAACCUCGAAGCCAUGGAAUGCUACGAACUCUCCCAGGUUGGUGACCUCGUGGAUAGCUUUGCGCGCGUCGGAGUUCUAGGCAUCGGGGAUAUGAGCACGCAACUUGUUGAUAGCCACGCGUUGGUGACGGGUCAGCACGCAAAGGUCUUCGCGUAA
Aphanomyces astaci is the source of this 849-nucleotide messenger RNA. RefSeq lists its product as hypothetical. The coding region runs from base 1 to 849 and encodes 282 amino acids. The record is from RefSeq and is a predicted model, not a curated record. The transcript has 2 exons. NCBI's taxonomy places the organism in Eukaryota, Oomycota, Saprolegniomycetes, Saprolegniales, Verrucalvaceae.